AUGACAGAGGACAGCAUUAGGAAAAAUGGAGGAAAAGCAGUAGGUCCCAAACAAGGAAAGAAGGUGGACAAAGAGGACCAGCCAGCCAUGGAACCGACCGCGCUACAAGCUGCAGCUGCUGCCGCUCGCCCGCCCCUCAUCGACAUAACAAGGCAUCGAAGUGGGGGGAGCAUCCUGUGGUCCACUCGGGGCCCGGGUCUCGGAGCCAAGUACUUGGCCAUGGCCAGAGAUUCCUGGAAACCAGGCAGCGCACGCCUGGCGCUCCAGAGCCUCAGUGCACGCCUUGGACAGGAUCUUCACGCCACUACCAAGCUCGGCGUGCUGUUGGAGCUUCCCCACCGCAUUCGAGUUCGCCGAUUUGAGCUGCUUUGCAGUCUUAUCUGUCGUGUGAAGGCAUCAAGCGGGAAGUACAAAAGGCUGCUAUUGGAUUGGUUUCUAUUCUAACUAAAAGGUUUGAGGGCAUGCAGAGCGGGGACUGA
Messenger RNA from Volvox carteri f. nagariensis, 479 nucleotides. RefSeq lists its product as uncharacterized. The coding region runs from base 1 to 444 and encodes 147 amino acids. NCBI's taxonomy places the organism in Eukaryota, Viridiplantae, Chlorophyta, Chlorophyceae, Chlamydomonadales, Volvocaceae. The transcript has 4 exons. The record is from RefSeq and is a predicted model, not a curated record.